Meira miltonrushii is the source of this 3259-nucleotide messenger RNA. RefSeq lists its product as uncharacterized. Lineage: Eukaryota; Fungi; Basidiomycota; Exobasidiomycetes; Exobasidiales; Brachybasidiaceae. Gene Ontology annotation, cellular component: Mre11 complex. The coding region runs from base 83 to 3154 and encodes 1023 amino acids. Gene Ontology annotation, molecular function: damaged DNA binding. The record is from RefSeq and is a predicted model, not a curated record. The transcript has 2 exons. Gene Ontology annotation, biological process: double-strand break repair via homologous recombination; mitotic G2 DNA damage checkpoint signaling.
UCCGCAUGAUCGUUUCUUUAUUUCUCAUCCUCCAUCUUUCGUCGUCAAGGAUUUUUAUUUAUUCAAAUGGUGUACAGUGGUCAUGUGGGUUGUAGAGUCAGCUUUUGAAGGGAGCAAAGAGCCUUACAAGAAAUUAGUCAAGCCGGGCACACAAUAUGACGUUGGCAGAAAACCUCCAGCAAAGUUGAUCCUAACCGAUAAGACUGUCAGUCGAGAUUCCGGUUCGAUUGAAGUGGAUAAAUGGUCACAAUCACAAUCCAGUUUAACUGAUGUGAAUUAUUCGGCAGAUUGGCCAAAGAUUCGCUUAAAUGCAGGGAAGAAAUUAGUAAGAGUCAUUUCAAGAGAUGAUGAAGAAAGAUGGAAAGAAAAUCCAGAGAGCUUUAUUGGCGAAGAAGUUGAACCGAACAAACAACGUGAACUUGAAGAUGGUGAUCUUGUCAUCUUUACAAAAAGUUCUCCGCCCAUUCGAAUCGUUUGGGAACCGCUGUUGUUUUGGGUAGCGCCUGAUGUUCUUUCUUUGGAUGAUCUUCGCUCGAAGCAAAAGUCUUUGGCUCCCUUUGGUAUCCCGAUUGUCGAAUCACCCAAUAUCGUUCAAGGAGCCAGUCAUUUGGUAACAAAGUCUGCAUCUCCUACCGUGCAACUCUUGGAGGCUUUAGUAGCGGAGUCGUAUGUUGUUACAGAUGAUUAUAUCGAUGAAGUCAUUCAACAGUCGGAUACACUCGAGCUCGAACUCUCACUGCCAAGUUAUGAAGAUUACUUUCCGCCAGACGACAAUGUAGACGAUAUCACCUACGAAGAGAUCAAAUCGAAAAGUAAGCCUGAUGGACGACGCAAACUUCUGCUCAAGGGUAUGACGAUCCUGUUUGCUAGCGCUGAUGACGAUGUCCGCCGCACAUUCAAGAACAGCUCUCAUGCUUUUCAAGCAGCCGGUGCUCAUAUCGAGGUCUGUUCUACCUCUUCAUUAUCCCGAUUUACCAGUAAAGAGGAAGUUGAACAAUACCUUGAAACCAAACAAGAAGAAGCACAAGAUAGAUCACAAAGCUCUACACAACGCAAUGCAUCAUCUUCAUCGCAAAAGUCUACGUUGGUCAUCAUCACCUCAACAACAGAUACUGAAACUCCUUGGUAUAAAUGGUUCGCAUCUGUAUCACGCAGAUUGAGUGUGUAUAUGCCAGAGAGUGGCCUUAAAGCGCUGCAAGAUACGGUUCUUCUGAUCGCACCCUCGCGAUUCUUGACAAAGCUCGCAUCUGAAGAAUUUGAAGAAGAGGAAGUUGAAGAACCCGCACAAGAAGGUGAGGACGUGCAAAGCAGCACCAACAAUGCUGAAGAGGAAGUGGUGGGGAAUGAACAAAGGAAUCAAAGCAUGGAGCAAUCCGGGUCCGUACCGCCGACAGAGCAAGUAGAGCAGCGUGCGCAUUCACCCGCACCACCAACUACCGCUCAAAAUCAAUUCGUCGUUCCACCAACACCUUCAAGACGGCCAAAACGUAGAGCAGGUUUGGAAAAAGUGAAUCCGUUUGAUGAUUUGUUUGGUUCUCUGUCCACUCCAGCUACCAAAGAGGUAUCUUCAAAUUUGCCUGUAGAAUCACAAUCGUCAAUUCCACCCACACAACAACAGCAGCAUUUAUCCUCCCAGCCAGCAUCUUCUAAGCCAAGGAGGAACGUGACGCGAAAUAAGGAACAAGCAAGAAGAUCAGAGAUUUGGCAGAGUAUAUUUGAGGAUUCAGGGAAUGACGCAAUGACGAACGCAAAUCCUACUUCUUCAUUGUUGAGUGGCACUGGACAGACGCAAGAACGUUAUACCAGACGAUUUAGACAGCAAUUAGAAGACGAAGAACGUCAAGCAACUCAGCGAAGUCAAGCCCGUACGCAAGCACAAACUCAAGAUCCUGAUACGACUGUUGUACCUCGUUCCAACAAGCGUGUAGCCGAAGAAGAAGCUCAGGAUGAACGAGAUAUGAUCAACACGCAGCAGAAUGAAGCUAUUGGAAACGGCAGCAUAAAUGCUUCUGCACAAUCAAUUGGCCCAACACAGCAACGUACACAGCAAGGAGUGGAAUACAUUGCCGAAAGACCUUCGAAUACGGCAACAGAAGUGUCUAAAGAUGAUCGCUUCUUGCAAUCUUUGAUGACUUUGAAAAAGAGCAAGAAGAACAUAGAUGCGUUUGACAAAGAAUUUGAUCGAUUACGAAUCGCAAAACCGAUUCAAUCUCAAGCUGGUUCUUCCAAGAAUAAGGAAACCACGAUGCUAGUCCGUGAUGAUGAAUUGGAAGAUCCAGAUUUUGUGGCAUGGCAAAAGAUGUCCAUUGACGAUUUCAAUAUUGGUGCGGCCGGAAACUUUGUUCAGGUUGAUUUUGUGCCACUCGUCCGUACCGAAAGAAGCAAUCGUUCUGUUACCGUAGGUGAUACUUCUACUGCUUCCUCCGAAGGGGCAUCCUCUGCUUGGCAAGGGAGACCGAACUUCAAGAAAUUUCGUUCCAAAGACCGUGCUACCAGGAAGCCCAUUGCGAUGGAUCUGGUGCAGCCGCAUGAUUAUGGUACAGGACCACGCUAUGCUACCCAAAGUCAUAUUUCUAGCAAUGGUAUGCGUAGCCAGAGAGAAACGAACGGCAUCACCUCACAAAAGAGAAGUAUCUUCUCUGUUGCGAAUGGUGAUGAUGACGAUGAAGAAGAGGAAGAAGAACAAUGGCCAGCUUCAAAGCAGACGCAGAGCAGCGCUAAAAGAUCCACACAGUCUAGACUGACGCAACGUCAACCAAGGGAAAUGGACUCUGAAGACGAUGAUGAUGAAGUAGGACCAACACCCAAGAAGAAGCCUGUGAUCGAUCUUCAUUUGGAUAUCGAUGACAGUCGUGAUAUGAACAAUGAUGAUCAAAUGUUAUGGGAUGACGAGGUAAAUGAGCCCAGUCAUAAAUCGAGCGGCCGACAAUCACGAUCCAAAGAAUCGUCUCGAAAUCGUGAGAGCAGUACGGUGUAUGCCGACUCAUCGCCAUCGCAAAUGAAGGGGAGAAAUGCAGCAAAGGCAAAGGGCACAACACGGGUAUCACCCGCCAAACGAGCUCAUUCGAGCAAGGUAAUUGAUGAGGAGGAGGAUGAAGAUGACGAUGAAGACGAAGGAUUUACCUUCCGAGGCUUUAAACGCACUCGAGCUUGAUGAUUCAGCAAACAGAUAUUUUCUUUUAGCAAGUAGCAAUGUAUAAUUACAAAGAAAAGACAUCCAAUUGUACAGUAGUGUAGAUAUGAAAUGAUUACCAUCCAG